This is a messenger RNA of Hydra vulgaris (swiftwater hydra), 2063 nucleotides long. RefSeq names its product dihydrolipoyllysine-residue succinyltransferase component of 2-oxoglutarate dehydrogenase complex, mitochondrial. Lineage: Eukaryota; Metazoa; Cnidaria; Hydrozoa; Anthoathecata; Hydridae. The record is from RefSeq and is a predicted model, not a curated record. Gene Ontology annotation, molecular function: dihydrolipoyllysine-residue succinyltransferase activity. Gene Ontology annotation, cellular component: oxoglutarate dehydrogenase complex; mitochondrion. Gene Ontology annotation, biological process: tricarboxylic acid cycle.
CCGGUAAAAUGCCAACACACCCUCCUCACCGUCCAAAAAAUUUUAGAUAAAACGAAUAGAGCGUCCAUUUCGUAUAAAAUAUGUUGUGAGCAAUACGAAGUUCUGCUGGAGAUGCUUACUUGUAGAUCUUUGCAAAAAUUACCUUUGCACCGAAUUUCAAGAGCCUUUAAAGGAAAUAAGGAUGCAUUUGUAUUUAUUACGUCUGUGCAACAGAAGCAUCGCUCAGUUACAAAUUUAUAUAAUUUGCAAAAUAAAUCCAGAUUUUGGUCACAAACUGAGAUAAGAAGAAAUUUAAGCAUUACAACUCUAAAGUUUAAUGAGUUUCAAAUAGUUCACACACCUCCUUUUGCAGAGUCUGUUACUGAAGGGGAUGUAAGAUGGGAAAAAGCUGUGGGUGAUGCGGUAUCAAUAGAUGAAGUAGUUGGGGAAAUAGAGACAGACAAAACAGCCUUGCCUAUUGUUUCACCAGCUUCAGGUUUUAUUGAUGAACUUUUUGUUGUUGAUGGUGGUCGUGUUGGAAAGGGCGACCAGCUUUUUAAAUUACGAUUAGGAGGUGCUCAGCCCAAAAAAAAUGUAGAAAAGGUCAUAGAAGAUAAAUUACCACAGUCAGUUCCUGAGUCUAAGACCAGCUCAGAACCUUCACCUGUAUUGCCUCCAUCACAUGUUGCUGAUAAAUCCACCAUUCAAACUCCAAUAGCAGUUCGUAAACCAACUCCACCACCUUCUAUAUCUCAGUCAAAUUUUCCUUCAAGUUCAAUAACUCCAGAUACGUCAUCAUCAAUAAACAUUGAAGUAAAAGAAGUAAAGACAGCACCAACUCGUAUUAGUGGAACUAGAAAUGAAACAAAAGUUAAAAUGAACCGAAUGCGCCUUCGAAUUGCUCAAAGGUUAAAAGAAGCUCAAAAUACAAAUGCAAUGCUAACCACAUUCAAUGAAGUUGAUAUGAGUAAAGUAAUGGAAAUGCGAAAAAAUUACAAAGAUAUUUUCUUGAAAGUUCACAAAUUAAAACUUGGUUUUAUGUCAUGUUUUUUAAAAGCAUCUUCCAAUGCCCUCACUCAAAUGCCAAUUGUUAAUGCUGUGAUUGAAGAUAACUACGUGGUAUAUCGUGAUUUCGUAGAUAUAAGUGUUGCUGUGGCCACGCCAAAAGGUUUAGUUGUUCCUGUUCUUCGAGAUGUAGAUAAAAUGAACUUUGCAGACAUUGAACGUGGAAUGAAUUUAUUGGGAGAAAAGGCACGGGAUGGCACAUUAGCUGUAGAAGACAUGGAUGGUGGUUCAUUUACGAUUUCCAACGGUGGUGUUUUUGGAUCUCUAAUGGGCACUCCAAUUAUUAAUCCUCCUCAAUCAGCAAUUCUUGGAAUGCAUGGAAUUUUUGAUCGACCUGUUGCUAUAAAUGGAAAGGUGGAAAUUCGGCCGAUGAUGUAUAUCGCUCUAACUUAUGAUCACCGUUUGAUUGAUGGAAGGGAAGCAGUGACUUUUUUGCGUAAAAUUAAACAAAACGUUGAAGACCCACAAGCAAUGUUUUUAGAUAUUUAAAUUUUUGAAGCAAGUUUUGUAGUCGGUAAAUAAUUUUUGAGAGUUCGGCUUGACAAAAUUUUUUUCAUUUUAAACAUUAAAUUAAUUAGAAAACUCACGUUAUUUAAUCAUAUUGCGCAAGGUUUGUAUUAUCUAGGCCAUGUUAGAAAAUCAUACUAGACAGCUCUAUGUUACACUUUUCAAUAUAUUAAUAUAUAUUUUUUUGUUUUGUUAAUUUUUUUUAAUGUACAAACUAUUAUUUAUAGGUGCAGAAACUUUCAGAUUGUUUGUAAUGCGUUGAAUUAAGAUUUUGUUAACUAAGAAUUAUGAAACUAGGUUUUCUUGAUUAUAAUGUUUUUCUAAGGUUUUAGGUUAUACAUGUUUUUUUUUUAAAGGUUUUAGGGUAUAGACGUUUGUUACAAUAUAAAAAUAUAUAAGCUUUUAUUGAAUUUAAUAUCUUUUACGCAUUAUAAAUGUCAAGAGUAGACAUUGUGUUAGCUUUUUCUAUAUUUGAUUUCCCAUCGAAUAAGAUUAUUAUAUGAUUUCGCUGA